UUCAAUUUUGAAUUAUGUAGCCGUUGAUUUCCCCUUUCUUGGGUAACUUUUGUUUUUAGUUCUAUUCAAAAUUCGACAAUUUAAUUUUCUGGAAUAGUGAUUAUCCUGAUGGGUUGUUCAACUCUGUUACGUUUCCCAAAUCGAGUCUUUGAGUCGGUGAGUCGGUUACAUGAGACCAGAGCCGUGUCCAACACCGUUUCCUUGGUUGGGUGUAAAUUUUCGGGUUGAUUUCGUGAGCUGCAUUGUGAGGAGGGUUUUGUUUUAGAUAUGGGUGGCAGGAGUUCAAAAGAGGAUAGGAGUUUGAGGCAGAAUAGUUAUGGGUCUAGGUCGUCGUCUUCUUCUUGGAGUGGAUAUCCUCCAGUUCAAUCACCAUAUGUAGAAAGUCAGGGGUAUGCACCUCAGCAAUCCUAUCCUCCAUCACAGUAUUCAUAUCCGCCGCCGCCGCAGGAUUAUGGUGAAGAAACUCAGGCUUAUUAUCCACCCCAGCAGCCAUCCUAUCCAUCAUCAUCACAGUAUUCCAAUCCCCCGCAGCCGCCGCCACCGGAUUAUGGGGGGCAAAGGAAGCUGGACAGGAGAUAUUCGAGAAUUGCUGACAGUUACAAUUCCCUCGAGGAGGUGACUGAGGCUCUUGCACGUGCUGGACUUGAGUCUUCGAAUCUAAUAGUCGGUAUUGAUUUCACAAAGAGCAAUGAGUGGACAGGCAAGAACUCGUAUAACAGAAGAAGCUUGCAUCACAUUGGGGAUGGUCUAAAUCCCUAUGAACAUGCAAUUACCAUUAUUGGAAAAACCUUGGCUGCUUUUGAUGAGGAUAACAUGAUUCCGUGUUAUGGUUUUGGAGAUGCAACAACCCAUGAUCAAGAUGUUUUUAGUUUCUACCCAAACGAUCAACAUUGCAAUGGGUUUGAGGAAGUAUUGACUCGCUACAAGGAAAUUGUUCCUCAUCUUCGCCUUGCAGGACCGACUUCAUUUGCACCUGUAAUUGAAAUGGCCAUGACUAUUGUUGAGCAGAGUGGUGGCCAAUACCAUGUCCUAUUGAUAAUUGCAGAUGGCCAGGUAACUAGAAGUGUUGAUACUGAGCGUGGCAGGCUAAGUCCACAGGAACAGAAGACAGUUGAUGCAAUUGUUGAAGCAAGCAAGUUCCCUCUAUCAAUUAUAUUGGUUGGUGUUGGAGAUGGACCCUGGGACAUGAUGAAAGAGUUUGAUGACAACAUUCCUGCUCGGGCCUUUGAUAAUUUCCAAUUUGUGAACUUUACGGAAAUUAUGUCAAAGAAAUUGUCAUCUUUGCGAAAGGAGACUGAAUUUGCUCUAGCAGCAUUGAUGGAAAUUCCGACUCAGUAUAAAGCAACGAUAGAGCUUAAUCUCUUGGGUGGUCAGAAGGGCAAUUCUCCCCACAGGGUUCCUCUCCCACCACCUCUCCAUGGUGCAUCUUUCAACAGUUCAAAACCUUUGUAUGGUGCGUCAUCCUUCAGCAGUUCGAAACCUUCUCAUGAGCCCAGUGUUCCUCCUUAUUAUGAAGACAGCAGUUCUUUCAGUACAGCUUCAGCUCCACCAGCUCCACCUGCUUCCAGUUCUACUUAUGAUAAUCAGGUCUGCCCCAUCUGCCUUACAAAUUCAAAAGACAUGGCCUUUGGUUGUGGGCAUCAGACGUGUUGCGAAUGCGGGCAAGAUCUUCAGACGUGCCCGAUAUGCCGAAGCCCAAUCCAGACCAGAAUAAAACUCUAUUAACGAGCUGCUGCUUCAGUAUAAUUUCAUCUCAUCUGUGAAGGCUGCGCUGACAUUCUUUGAUUUUAUUUGUUCUUUUGGGGUCAGUAUAUUCCUUGUAAUCCAUUCCUUCUAUAGACGAUCAGGGUGUUAGGUUUUACGGAAUUUACAACUUAAGGGACUGAAAUAUCGCCACCAUCUGUACAUUCUUGUAAUUGGCUUGUAGAUGGUGCAGGUCUUGUGACUUAUCUUCUUCUUUCUUUUUUUCCUGUGAUUGGAUAGAAUGGAUUGUUGUUGCUUGUAGCAGAGGCUAUGUAAAGUACUUUGAAACAAAUGACAGUAAGCAUGAAGAUAUAUAGUACUUGUGGUCAUGAAGAUAUAUAGUACUUGUGGUCAUUUCAGAGGAGGUUGAUCACGCUUUCGGUUAAGUCCCUUUUGUCGGUGAUGUACUUUGAAACCAAGAGCACAUUCAGCACAUGAUGCCCUUGACUCUGUACCAAAUGGAAAAGAAAUGGCCAUAUGUAUAUAUGGAAAAGGAGGUUGAUCUUGACGCUAUCUUUGGUUGAUGCUCGUGUGUUGUGAUGUGAUCGUUUACUAAGUUCUUCAAUUACAUCUUGAUUACAAACAAUUCAAUACUAAUCCUAUGGUGGGUGUACUACUUACGAUUCACGUUA
Molecule: messenger RNA, 2375 nt
Organism: Rosa chinensis
Lineage: Eukaryota; Viridiplantae; Streptophyta; Magnoliopsida; Rosales; Rosaceae
Product: E3 ubiquitin-protein ligase RGLG2
Exons: 12
Coding region: 268-1725 (485 amino acids)
Biological process (GO): protein K63-linked ubiquitination
Molecular function (GO): ubiquitin protein ligase activity
Source: RefSeq, a predicted model, not a curated record